AAAUUACUGACCACGUGUACCUUGUUGCGACUUGAAAAAUGCAUAAUUACACCAUAUUGAUAGUUUAAUUACAAGUUGCAAAACCCCCAGGUUCGCGAGCAAAACAAGAUGAAUUUUUAAAAAACAAUUAAAAUUUGACCUGCUAUAAAAGCAGCAAAUAAACGAUUUGCGACUCACAAACCUCCAACCAUGCACGGUUACCACAAGAACUUCUUCGAAACCAACUUUUUGAGUUUCAAAAUGUUCGGGAUUUGGGUCCCCAACAAUUUAUCAGUGGUGCAAAGGUCAUUGUAUGAUCUUUACAUUGUUACCCUUUUAGCCAUUGCUGGGUUAUAUUUUAUCUCCGAAAUAAUCGUCAUCAAAGACACACGCAAGAACUUAUUUGAUCUGCUCUCCAACAUUGGGAUGUUGGUCACCCACGUUGUGGGCGUCAGCAAGUUUGCGACCAUGUUUUUGAAACGGGAAAAGAUCGAGGGGAUGAUGAAGAAAUUGCAAAGCGACAGAUUCAAGUACGAGUCAGUCGGUGACUUCAAACCUUGCGAAAUUUUUAAUGCUAGCAAAGAAGUGUCUUCGAAGCACACUUGGAGCUUGAUUUGUGUUUAUGGAUUCGUCGGGAUUUCUGCACACUUUUCUGCGCUUAUUAGCAUGAGACAGGCCUCUUCUCAAGACUACAUUAAUUGCAAUGAUUAUGUUCCUUACUACGGUUAUGUCCCUUUCACCUUAGAUACCAUUGGGAAGUGCCAUUUCUUGUUUUUCUUUAUGGAUGUUCCCCUUGUCAUCUUUGCCCUUCAUAUUGCAGCAUUUGAUUCUUUGUUUGGAGCUAUUUCAAAUUGCCUUAAAUGCCAACUUUUGAUUGUCUCCGAAGCUUUCACUUCUAUCAGAAUACGUGUUCUGACAAAGUUAAAGCUACCUGAAACCUUUCAAACCUUCAGAGAUGAGGAACAUCCAAAAUUAGAGCAAGCUAUGUAUGAUGAAAUGAAACAUUGCACUCAACAUUUAGAAACCCUUAUAAGUGUCCACCAAGAUAUUGAAGAAAUGUUCACGUAUGUCAUACUAGCCCAAUCUCUAGUGUCACUAGUAGUAUAUGCUACAGGUUUAUACGUUGGUUCCUACAUACCACUUAUGUCUCCAGAAUUUUUUCCUCGAAUGUUGUAUUUUUUGGCUAUUCUCAUGCAGUUUGCGACCUAUUGUUGGUAUGGCAGUGAAAUUAUUUAUGCUGGAAGUAAUGUGGGCCCAUCAAUUUUUAACUGUGAUUGGACCAGUGCCAGUCAAAGAUUCAAGAAGGCAAUGAUAUUGAAUAUCAUAAGAAUGAGAUAUGGGUUAUAUUUUUCUAUUGGAAAAUUUACCCCUUUGACUGUUGCAACGUUGAUAGCCGUUUUACGAGGAUCUUUUUCAUACUUUGCUGUAUUUAAAAGUAUGGAGUAGUUCACGUCAUAGAUUUUUCAACAAUUUGUUCAUUAGCAGUCACAUUAUAUACUAUCUAUUUAUGAUCAAAGUUACACUUUAGUUAGAUUAUGAUAAAUUAAUGUAACACCAUUUAGUUUAGUGUUUAUCUAAAAUUUACCAUCUGGUUUUUACUCUAAUUAACAGAUGAAAACAUCAUAAAAGUGUCCUUGUAAAGAAUUUUUGAAAACAGUUGCAUUGUAAAGAAGAAAUAAAUAAAUUAUGUGUGAAUUUCAA
Molecule: messenger RNA, 1680 nt
Organism: Aethina tumida (small hive beetle)
Lineage: Eukaryota; Metazoa; Arthropoda; Insecta; Coleoptera; Nitidulidae
Product: odorant receptor 4
Exons: 6
Coding region: 190-1425 (411 amino acids)
Biological process (GO): detection of chemical stimulus involved in sensory perception of smell; sensory perception of smell
Cellular component (GO): plasma membrane
Molecular function (GO): odorant binding; olfactory receptor activity
Source: RefSeq, a predicted model, not a curated record